This is a messenger RNA of Odontomachus brunneus, 1475 nucleotides long. It is a transcript of the gene TrpRS-m, whose product is annotated as tryptophan--tRNA ligase, mitochondrial. Gene Ontology annotation, cellular component: mitochondrion; mitochondrial matrix. The transcript has 6 exons. Gene Ontology annotation, molecular function: tryptophan-tRNA ligase activity; ATP binding. Bases 305 to 1441 code for a protein of 378 amino acids. NCBI's taxonomy places the organism in Eukaryota, Metazoa, Arthropoda, Insecta, Hymenoptera, Formicidae. The record is from RefSeq and is a predicted model, not a curated record. Gene Ontology annotation, biological process: mitochondrial tryptophanyl-tRNA aminoacylation.
CAUUUCCGAACGCACCUCAGAUCAGAAGGCUCUUCACUUUUGAAAUAGAAUAUUCAACAGCAAGUCAGAUAUUCUUUUACUUUAUUUUGAAAAACAGACAACAUUCAACUUCUAAAAAUGACGUUAUUAAAAUAAUUCGGCAAAUAUUUUAUAGUUUAAAGUCCUUAGUUCUUUAUCGUGUUAAUAUCAUAUUUUUAUCGUUGUUUUUGCCAAAAUUGUUUACAUUUAUUGCACCAGUGCAGCAAGUUUAGCUGGAGAAAUAAGCUGUACCAAAAUUUUUGUACAUUUAAUAUAUAUGUAAAUAAUGUUCAAGACAUUAAAGAAUGCUGUUUGCUUGGAAAAGGCUCUACCUAAAUGUAAUAGAGUCAAUAAGUACAGCCAACAGGCAACGCAAACUCAAAAUCACAAAAUAUUAUUCUCUGGCAUUCAACCUACAGGCAGUGUACAUGUAGGCAAUUAUUUUGGUGCAAUUCAAAGAUGGGUAGAUCUCCAAAAUAAUAGUGACAAGUUUAUAUGCAGUAUAGCAGAUCUGCACUCAAUCACCUUACCGCAAGAUCCAAAAAAAUUGAAAGAGAAUAUUCUGCUAAUGACUGCAACUUUAUUGGCUUGUGGUAUAGACAUUAAAAAGAGUAUUCUUUUUCAACAAUCCAGAGUAUCGGCACAUGCAGAACUGUGUUGGGUUCUGGGUUGUAUCACAACUAUGGCUAGGCUGGCACACUUACCACAAUUCAAAGAAAAGAGUGAAUCCUUAAAAAAUAUUCCUCUAGGCCUGUAUAUUUAUCCUGUUUUGCAAGCAGCUGAUAUAUUGUUAUAUAAAGCAACAGAUGUUCCAGUUGGACAAGACCAAGCCCAGCAUGUGCAACUGGCACAGGAUUUAGCACGAAUAUUUAACAAAAAAUUCGGAAUGACUUUUCCGAUACCGCAUGUCCUAGUCAGUGAUGGUCCAAGUCAGAGGAUCAAGUCGCUACGUGAUCCUAUGAAAAAAAUGUCGAAGUCGUACCAGGACGCCAGGAGUAGACUAGAUAUUCUAGAUAAUCCAGAUAUGCUACUGGAGAAAAUGAAAAAGGCUGUGACCGACUUCACCUCCGAAGUGACCUACGAGCCGGAAACGCGACCGGGAAUAACUAAUUUGAUUAAUAUACACUCUUUAUUCACUGGAAAGACGCCAGAUGAAAUAUGCAAAGAAGCUACAGGAUUGAAUACGGGACAGUAUAAAUUAGUCGUGGCGGAUGUAGUUAUAGAAAAAUUAACUCCGAUUCGUCAACAAGUAUUGAGAUUGCUCAAGGAACCCGUUUAUCUGGAGGAGGUUUUGAAGGAAGGCUCGGAUAAAGCCACAAAUCUUGCGGCGUAUUGUUGGACAGAAGUUGCAGACAAAGUCUUCGGUAGCGAUUCGAUACGAGAUGCAAUGAUUAUUGCAAACACUGCGAUUGUCAAGAUAUAACUACUUAUUGCAUAAAUAAAUGAUUUAAAUUAUU